This is a messenger RNA of Ornithodoros turicata, 3350 nucleotides long. RefSeq names its product mRNA decay activator protein ZFP36L1-like. NCBI's taxonomy places the organism in Eukaryota, Metazoa, Arthropoda, Arachnida, Ixodida, Argasidae. Gene Ontology annotation, molecular function: mRNA binding; metal ion binding. The coding region runs from base 171 to 1319 and encodes 382 amino acids. The record is from RefSeq and is a predicted model, not a curated record. The transcript is spliced from 2 exons.
GAAAAAGUUGGGACGUGUGAGCGGGUCUCCGACUCGCGAACAUAACAGAAGGCAGCAGAAGAGGCGCGACGCACGCAGUCGGACGUGUGGAUAAAACGGCACUUGUGCUUCUACCCUGGGUCCCAACCGGGCACUUACACAACAGCCACACUCUGAGGAAAGGAGCCAAAAUGAGCACUGCCAUCGUGUCGCCUUUCUUCAACGACUACUCGAGUAGUGCGAUGUAUUGCAAGAAUAACGGCAGCAGCUACGCCGGCAGUCGGUCGGGCUUCGCAAGUCCGCUGGAUCAUCGCAAGCCGCCGCCGCCGGUUCCACACAGUAUCGUCGGACUUCGCCGAUCGUCAUCUAGUGUGACACCAACGAGCGUGCUGCGGCCACAGUCUCCGCCGAAGACUCCACUCAGGAUGACUGUCAACGGCAGUGCAGUGUUCAGUGCGACGACGACCAGCGCGUCCAGCAACACUCUGCAGCAACGUGAACACCGUAAGCUUGACCGCAGCUACAGUGAGCCCGUCGACAGGCGGCCCGCGGGCCAGGCCGCCGCAGUUCAGCAGGCACCUCAAAAUUCGAGUCGCUACAAGACGGAGCUCUGCAGGCCCUUCGAAGAGAGCGGCACUUGCAAGUACGGCGACAAGUGCCAGUUCGCGCACGGUGGUCACGAGUUGCGCACGCUGGCGCGCCACCCAAAGUACAAGACGGAGUUGUGUCGCACGUUUCACACGACGGGAUUCUGCCCCUACGGACCCCGCUGUCACUUUAUUCACAACUCCGAGGAAUCGCGCAAGAGCCUCAUCAACAACCUGAACCCGGGCCAGCCGAACGACAUUACGCACCACCAGCAGACGAGGCCCAAGGCCCUAUCCAUCGGAAGUUUCGGCAGCCUGGGAUCGGCCGGCGAACUCUCCCCACCAUCGAGUCCCAUGUACGAUGACGCCUUUGGAAAUUACCCGCUGACGCCCGCGUCGUCGACGUGUAACACGGCCUUUGCGUUCUCGCACGACUUUGCUUCUCUGGUCACAUCGCCGAGCGUCAAAAGCGGUGUCGUGCAAGCCGGGUUCCCAGCGUUUGGUGGCUCGCAGCCAACGCUGAUGUCGUCGCCGUUCUCGGCACUGUCCAUCGCGGGGUCGGAGACUGCGUUCCCCUUCCCGCCAGCGAGAGUGGGCGGCAUUUUCGAAGGCCCACCGUCGCCCGUGGAUUCGCUUGGCUCCGAACUGGAUACGAUCAGCGUGAACGGCUCUCCGGGUCAGGCGUCCUGCAACUCUCCCAUCGGCAGGCUACCCAUCUUCAACCAGCUGGCCAACCCGAGGGACGGCGAGUAAAGUUACCCCUCCCCCAAGUUUGUGGCACGUCGGCAAGUACUACCAUAACGCCGUUACCAAAAUGCUGUUUCUCUGUGUACAUUACCCGUUACCUGCCAGAGUGAAGCAGUGUCUCCAUCCGUAUCCUCUGAAAGAACUCUCCACAUAUAUUUAUUGCUUUUAAGUGACAAGAAUGGCAAGCACCCCCGUAUAUCAUAUUUAUUGCUUUCUUAGAGCGGGCAUAAGGCGAUGCCAAAAUCUCUCUAUGGAGUAGGAUCAGAGAGUACUGGUCACCAUACGAGAAACGUGUAGAGAAAUCCUCCGCUGUAACUGAGUGCUAUCUACUGGGCAUUGGCAGGUAACGUGGUCUUGCGAGAUGUAUCUGCUCAAGACAACUACACUACACCCUCAAGUCAAGGGACCAAGCGUUUUAGUCGAACAGAGUUUGCCAUAACACCCUCGUUCUUUUUUUUUUUUUUUCUUUGUUAGCAAGGGGGUUGUCCUGUACAAUAAUCGUUAAUCUGCGAUGGAGUCUUAAUUCCCCAUAGCCUUUCAUUCAGCACUACUGCUUUAUGUGUCAUGUAUUUAAGAAGAGAGAGAGAGAAAACAAUCUAUGUGUAGUCACCACUUUUUUCCCUAGUGCAUCUUUGAAGAAAAAAAAUAAGGGAUAUUUUAUUUGUUUCCUCCGCAUUAUCAUGCUCUUUUUGUGUUCCUUACUUCUCCUGUCGUAUUUAUUUGAUUUAUUAUUAUUAUUAUUCUGCAUUGUACACUAUGCCAUCAGACGCUCUCAAACAGGUGGUUAAGGAAAACCCUGCCCGUGAUCGACAUUAAUUAUUGAUGGGCUGAAAAAAAAAGUGUUGCGUUGAGUGGCUUUGAAUCAUUCUUCAGCUUGUCACCCGUGUAACUUAUUGAUUGAAUGACGCAACCAAGCGAGCAUAAUCUUUGCCAACAUAUUGCAUAUUUUUCUACUGAGUAUUACGGUGCAUUUUUUGUUUGCUUGGAGUCCAAGCAAAGAAAAAACGAUGCUCUACCACCCCCCUCCGUUUCAAGCAGUUUAGGAUCAUCGCCCGCCACAACUUUGAGCGAGAGUUGCGUGUUUUACAAUGUCUUCACGUUCUGUACCUUGUAUUUAACUAAUUUAUUUAUUUUAAGCUAUUUCAUAGGUGAAGCUAAGAAAGAAAAAGCAAACAAUGCUCAUAUUUAAGCUCGAGAGCCCUCCCGUUUCCAACAGGUUCUUUGUCAACCCGAAAGUUCAGCAACUGUGCUCUUUUGGGAGAGGCCCAUUUAAAGGUUAAAAGGGGGGGUAAAGACAGUAAGCAUUUGUUAGGUACCGGAUGCCAAAGAGACGACCACAGGAUUGAUAACGAAAACGGUUUUGGCUUGCAUUUGGUGUGUUCAGUUUGGUCGUGGAUAUACUUUUAAUCUUCACUGUUUCUCUCAUGUUAUUUAACUCGUGUACUUUUGUGUUUUAAAUUUGAAAAAAAGAUCUCAGCUUAGAGGAAACGGGAAAAAAAAAGAAAGAAAGACACAAAUAGUGGCUCUGCCCGCUGCAAAAGAUAAAGCAUAAUUGCACAAAAGAGCUGACAACAGUCCAUCGUGGUUUUCCAGUGUGAUAUCGAGAGUCAGUCGGCCUCUCUAUUAUUGUAAACUUUCAUGUGUGUGUUGUUUGACUGCCUGAGGUGCCUUACAUUGUAGCUUAGGAUAAAAGGACGCAGAUGUGGACCAAGUAUAUAUUUGCAAAGAGGAGUAUUAUUUUGUAACUUUUUACCUGUCAGAUAUUUGCAUUCCUAUUCACAAGACGGAGAGCUACUGCAUCGUGUAACGUUACAGCCAAUAAUGUUGCAUAAUAUUUUGGUGUCUUCGCUACACACCUUCCAUGUUUCCCUUUCCUCAAGUGGCCUUAUCAUAGUUGUACCAUACUGAUACUAUCAAAUUGAUGUUUGCAUUAUGUCACUUUUGUUUUCUGAGAACCAAGAAAAGGCAUCUGUAUUCGUGAGAGAUUUUUACAGAAAGAACUUAAAGAUGAAAAUAAACGAAGUUUUAAGUUAUUAA